AUGACGGCCACCGCAACCAUAGCCUCCACGGACAUGGGGCUUCUGCUGAGAGAUGACGUUUUUGUCGACUUUUUCAACACAUUUCUGGAUCUUCCCGUUUUUGGCCAGACACCCAUUUACAGCAGUAGCACGGGGCAGUGGGACCUCUGGCCAGAGCUGCCGAGCCGCCUGGUGAGAAAAUGCCCCUUGCGAGGAGGCCACAAGCGCCGUUUGCGGUGCUCAGAUCCCGUAGCAAAAGGGAACCUGCUCCUCUCGGUGCUGCCGAAGCUCCUGGGUUUCAUUCGGUCGGGGGAAGCAGCAAAACUGCUGAACUGGCAAAGUGCUGACCGGUGGCUGCUGGAGAAGUGCAUCAGCGGGAGCCAGGGCAUGUGGCGCUUUCGGGCCUUCGUCCAAGGAACAGCAGGGGAAGAACUGACCAACUUCUGGCUCACCGCGGAAAGGCUCCUGGGGCUUGACGAGUCGGAUGCGAGGCAGAGGGACCUCUACCUGUCCUUGCUCCACAGGCUGAAAGCCACUCACCUGCGCGAAGGCUCCAGGGUCUUCACUCUCUGCAGGACCAUCGUUGGGUCGGUGCCGAAAGCCAGGUCCGUUCAGCCCAUCAGCACCAGGAAGGAGGUCCUAAGCAAGAUGCAGGAACGGGCCCUUUUUAUGAUUCAGAGUUACUGGCUCCCUAAAUUCUUCAUCCACUGCAAGAUGGGCAUGGAGGAAGAGAAAUCGUGCCGGCCUCUGCUGCAGGAAUAUCGGGAGCGUUUAUUACAGGCCAAUUUGCAGGACCCCUCAGGCUUUUCAGAGAAUCUCUUCACAAGGCAUAUUAAAAGGAGCCAGGGUUUGUCAGGGCCCUACUGCAGCAAGAAGGCCAAAGCGGAGAUCUGGACUCUGGUCAAGGAGGGAAGAGACACCCAAGAAAUGAAGAUGCCCAGUUUUCAGGUCAAACCAGAAAGGCAGCCGGGGCCAGCUGGGAGCACAAAGGAAUCACGUCUGGAUAAGGAUGCUUUGGGAUCAAUUCCUCAGCAGUCAGAGCAUCCUGCAAACACUUCCUUUGGAGGCCAAGGAGGAGCAACCUCUCCCAAAAGACCUAGACCCAAUGCAGAGCAGGUCCUUCAUCCGGAAGACCUCUGUGAAGAGAAAGUCCUCUCUAACCUGCGUUCCUCUGCACCCCUUGUCCAGCUGCGAUCCCUGAAAAAGCCGGUCAAGACCUUGAGUUUCCUUCCCUGGGCCCUUAGCGCCGAGACCUGCGCGGGACGGCCAUUCAGGGACUUCUUGAAGCGACAGGACCUGUCUGUGGAGACUCGUCUCCUGGACCUGUGGCAUGACCUGGAGGAAUUUCUGCCUGUGGUGCUGGACCCCCGCAAAGAAAACAGUUUCUUCCUGCAUCAUUUGAUCGGGGAGAAGAUAUGCAAGACCUACCUGGAGGAGGGCACCAUUCAGCAGCUUCCCUUGGAGGCCAGGACUCUCAGGAGCUUGCGGAACCAUCUGAUGUCUGGAGAAUUCUCCCCCUGGAUAUACAGAGCCCAGAAGGAGAUUUGCAAGGUGCUCUGCUGCUUCUAUGACGAAUUUCUGGCUGAUGAUGACAGGACGUUCCUCCAGUUUACGUCUCCACGGAGCGAUGUCCCGAUGCCCGAGAUGCAAGGCCACCCUGUUGGGAAAGAUGAAUGUUUCCUCCUGUCCCAGCGGAUAAACCAGUCCUUGAAGCUGAGCCAAGCCUUGCAUGGCACAAGGAACUUGGAAGGUCUCUCCUCCAAGCACUGGCGAUUAAUUGCCACUCGGGACCUCCAGAAAGGGAGCUCCAUCCAGGCAGAGGUGGAACCUCUCCUGUGCAGCACCGCAGACUCCCAGAAGAUGAUGUCAAAUGAGCUGGUGGUUCAGAAACCCUCGCUGGCUGUGGAUAGCCCAGACAAGGAAAAUGAGCUUCUGUGUCUCAAAAGACCGUCACCUGCCGUUGAACCCAAGGACAAAAAGAAGAGGACUGUUGCCGUGAGAAAAACGAAAUCAAGCUCGACGAAGUCCACCCCUGUUGUGGUAGAGAAGCCAUCUAAAAGACCCAGGCACUUCGUGAAAGUACUGCACAACCCUGCCCACCUGCAGUUCUUCAAGCAGUUCCUCGAGGAGCGCAACGCAGAUGAACCACUGUGUUUCUGGAUGGCUGUGGAGAAGCUGCUCGCAGAGACCAACCCCAAGACGAAGAGCUUGCUCAUUGACAGCAUUGUCAGAGAUUAUUUCCAUGCCGAAAUCCCAGCUGAGGAGCGGCUGGACUGCCACACUUCUAUCAUCAGAGAAAUAAAUGAGGCCGAAGUAGUCAGCCCCUUCAUGUUGAUGACAGCACAGAUCUUUGUCCAGAAAGCAAUGGAAAAACGAUGGUUUAAAGAGUACCAGGACCUGUUCCCCCCGAGCGAUACGCAUAAAUCUAACCUUCGUUUGCAGCAUGGGAUCGGGAACUUCAUGAGAGACAAGCUGCGGCGGGCUUGGUGUGCCGUUCACGACGCCGUCAAGAGCAUCUGCAAGUUCCGGAGGGAGAUGGACAAUGACAAACACCGUGCGGAGUUUGAGGACUUCCUCCGGCGGGAACUAGGGAAUGAGGAGGAAAACUUGCCCAUCAGCUCGAUGCAGACCAGCAGCACUGUGAGCACUUUCCGCUCCCACACGGCCUCUGCCAGCACCCCACCGGACAAGGAGAUGGUACUAGUGAAACGCCACCUGUUUAACAGCCAGCUCAUUACCGUCAACUUCCUCGUCGACGACCUCCGCUUUUAUCUGGAGAUCGACAAGUUUUCCAGGCUGGCUGAUUCAGUUGAAGCUCUGGCAGCCCGCAACAUGAAGUCAGAAAAGGAAGUUGCCUUUCUCAAAAGGAAAGUUGCCAUCAUCAGCAAACUCUUCCUGAACUCCGAUAUUCCCCCCAAAUUGCGGGUAAACAUCUCUGAAGAAGAGAGAGAUUUAAUCUGGAGUUUAUCUUCCAAGGGGCUAUUGAACCGCAUUCUCUACCACAGGGCCAAGGUCAUCAUCUUUCCCAUCCUGAUGCACUUCUGGAGAAGGUACCUAUCCCUCUCUCGCAGGGUUCUGCACCUGGAAGGUGAUGAGGAGUUUUCGGGUCUCCACGAAGGACAGGAUGUCAAUCUCUUUGCCCAGUACAAAAACCUCCUCUGA
Fulmarus glacialis (Northern fulmar) is the source of this 3141-nucleotide messenger RNA. RefSeq names its product regulator of G-protein signaling like 1 (gene RGSL1). The record is from RefSeq and is a predicted model, not a curated record. Lineage: Eukaryota; Metazoa; Chordata; Aves; Procellariiformes; Procellariidae. The transcript has 20 exons. Bases 1 to 3141 code for a protein of 1046 amino acids.